Messenger RNA from Zymoseptoria tritici IPO323, 720 nucleotides. RefSeq lists its product as uncharacterized. Bases 1 to 720 code for a protein of 239 amino acids. Lineage: Eukaryota; Fungi; Ascomycota; Dothideomycetes; Mycosphaerellales; Mycosphaerellaceae. The record is from RefSeq and is a predicted model, not a curated record. The transcript has a single exon.
AUGACGCCGACCACACCAUCCACGAGGUGCCGCCUGCUCGAGCUUCCAAGAGAGUUACGGGACACGAUCUACGAGUACGCUUUCAUCGAUAGCAUUGCCAAACUAGGCCAGCGCGCUCCAGAUCCGCCUGCUACACCGUGCACCGCCACGAGUGUGUUCUUGACCUGCCAUCAAGUGUAUGCUGAAAGUGUAGACACAUUACGUCGUCAUCGCUACCACUUCCACUCCAAAGACAUUCGCGAUGCGAUCAAGGCGCUCUCGCAACUGUCACCCCAAGACUUCAUGCGCAUCCGCCUGGUCCAAUGCGUGCAUCACGAGGACGACAUGGGAAUGAUCUGCAGCAGCAGGGAUAUUGCACGACUCAAGACGAACCUCGCAUUUCUUCACCAGCGCGCGAAACCAGGCCAACCAACAGGCGGCCCUGUGAUCGAGAUCGUGCGAGACUCCGGAGAAGCGCUCUUCAAUUCGGAGAUUGGGAAUAUGAGAGAGUACAACGAAGCAAAGCGCCAGAAGCGGGAGAUGCGCAUUCGUAAGAUGGAACUGCAGCAAACUGAGCGCAUGCGCAAGAAGACUGAGAAGCUCAGAAAAAAGCUCUCCCCGAACAAGUUCUUCGACUACCAUAGCAAGCAGCUCUCACAAAUGCCCUAUGAGCAGGGAAGCGAGUCGGAAGGAGUGAGAUUUGGCCAGCAUACCAACCCAGUGCGUCGGAGACCCAUCUAG